GAACAUUAGGCGAAAUUUGAAAACACCCUGUAGCUCGGACCCUUUAGGUGGCGGUGACACACUGUUUUAAGCUAAAGAGCACUCCUCUUUAUUUGCGCGAAUUACAAUGGAGCCGUUAAACGAAGAGGAUAUCAAAAUGUAUUUUUAUGAGAACAGGCUGAAAACUUUCGCGGGGUGGCCCUUUGACGAGGACUGUUCGUGUACCCCGGAGAACAUGGCCAAAGCUGGCUUCAUCCACACUCCUUCAGGGAACAGCCCAGACAUCGCGAUGUGUUUCUUCUGCCUCAAAGAGCUGGAGGGCUGGGAGCCAGAGGAUGACCCAGAGAAGGAGCACACAUCUCAUUCACCAUCCUGCCAAUUCAUGGCCCUGAAGAAGAAAGUAGAGGAGCUGACUGUGGAGGAAUUCUUCAAACUACAGAAGGAGAGGCACAAGUUCAUCAUUAACAAAUCCUGUAACGAGGCCAUCACAAAGUUUGAAGAGGCAGCCAAAUUGAGAAGAGCGGAUAUCAUCAAGACAGCCAUGGGCGAAGAGUGACACGAUAAUAGAUGCAGAUUGAAAGAGAGAAAUGAAUUGCUGGCUGACUGUUUCUUACUGAACUUAUUUCCAUGUUUCCUAUAUAUCUUCACCUUUUAACCUUUUCUGUUGUCAUGCUAUCUGUUUUUAUUCAUUAAACUUGUUAUUUCCUGUUA
Molecule: messenger RNA, 690 nt
Organism: Anoplopoma fimbria (sablefish)
Lineage: Eukaryota; Metazoa; Chordata; Actinopteri; Perciformes; Anoplopomatidae
Gene: birc5a
Product: baculoviral IAP repeat containing 5a
Exons: 4
Coding region: 107-535 (142 amino acids)
Source: RefSeq, a predicted model, not a curated record